Messenger RNA from Salvia hispanica, 654 nucleotides. The record is from RefSeq and is a predicted model, not a curated record. Lineage: Eukaryota; Viridiplantae; Streptophyta; Magnoliopsida; Lamiales; Lamiaceae.
CCUCCCUUUCCCUCUCGAUUCUUGAAUAUUUUAGAAUGGAGUUACUGUACCAAACAGAAUUGGCUCAAGAACCCAACAAUCCACUUUUGCUAGCAAAUUAUGCUCAGUUUCUCUACCUCGUGGUUAGGGAUCUCGACAGGGCGGAGGACUACUUCAAGAGAGCCACGGAGGUGGAGCCAAAGGAUGCAGAGGCACUGAAUAAAUAUGCUAACUUCCUGUGGGCGGUGAGGAAUGAUCUGUGGGCAGCCGAGGAGACCUACUUGGAAGCCAUUGCUGCAGAGCCUAGCAACUCAUACUACGCGGCUAACUAUGCCCAUUUCCUAUGGAACACAGGCGGAGAAGACACCUGCUUCCCUCUGAGCUCGCCCGAGGCAGAAUCAGAUGGUCUGUAAAACUUACAUUGGUGUGAUCAAGAACAGGAGGCUCCCGCUAAUGGUCUUUGUUGAUGAUCAAAACUCUUUGGAGAAAGAAAAAAGAGAGAAGAAAGAAAAUCAUUUUUUUUUGGUUUUUUCCUUUGUUUUGAUUUUGGUGGGGUACAAAGAGAGAUGCUCUUUGUUUUCAUUUUGUACUCUACCUACUUAUACACAUGCGAUUGGCAUAAUUGUAAUUAAACUCUCUUGUCAAUAAUUAAAUGCCAUUUUAUUCUCUUUGAAA